Brassica napus (rape) is the source of this 4976-nucleotide messenger RNA. Its product is annotated as disease resistance-like protein DSC2. NCBI's taxonomy places the organism in Eukaryota, Viridiplantae, Streptophyta, Magnoliopsida, Brassicales, Brassicaceae. The transcript has 4 exons. Gene Ontology annotation, biological process: defense response; signal transduction. Bases 247 to 3840 code for a protein of 1197 amino acids. The record is from RefSeq and is a predicted model, not a curated record. Gene Ontology annotation, molecular function: ADP binding; ATP hydrolysis activity.
GAAUAUCGAAACCAUUGUACAUAGUCCUAUUGACUAUUCAGUAGGACUAUUUUCUGUGGUUAUGUGUCAUCGUUCUCAAUUGUCUUUUUAUCUAUUUACUCGUCUUUUUUUUUAUUUUUGAACACCUAUCUAUUUACUCGUCUUGGGAUUCUUUUGUGUGGUUUUGCGUCAUUGUUGUUAUUUCUCUCUUUGCUGGAAUCAUUAUUAUGAUCCUGUUCAUCAGUUUCUUGCGUGCUCUCUCUAUUCAUGGCUUUUUCUUCUCUCACUUGGAAGCAUGAUAUCUUCCCGAGCUUCCGUGGAGAAGACGUGCGCAAAAACUUUCUUAGUCACUUACUGGUAAAGCUCGAAAGCAAAGGAAUCAGACCGUUCAUUGAUAAUGACAUUCAGCGAGGCCAGUCUAUCGGUCCGGAGCUCGUACAAGCAAUCAGAGAAUCAAGGGUUGCUAUUGUCUUGCUAUCCCGUAACUACGCUUCUUCAAGCUGGUGUUUGGAUGAGUUAGUGGAAAUCAUGAAGGGAAGGAAAAAGGAGCCAGAUGAGUUGGAGGAAAUACAGAAGGGCAGAGAAAGGGAUCAACAAACAGUGAUACCUAUUUUCUACCAAGUGGAUCCAUCUGAUGUUAGGAACCAGACUGGAGCUUUCGGAGAGGCCUUUGCCAAAACCUGUGAGGGAAAAACAGAUGAGGUGAAGCAGGCAUGGAGGCAAGCUUUGAAGGCUAUCGCCAGUAUCGCUGGUUAUCACUCUCGCAACUGGAAAAAUGAAGCUAAGAUGAUCGACAAAAUUGCCGGAAAUCUUAUGGAAGUGUUGGUGUUUACACCAUCAAAAGAUUUUGAUGACUUUGUUGGCAUGGAAGCUCGUAUCGAGGAGAUAAAAUUGUUGUUGAGCCUACAAUCAGAUGAUGACGUUAAGAUCAUAGGGAUCGUGGGUCCUGCUGGGAUUGGUAAAACGAGCACUGCCAGAGUUUUGUACAACCGUUUCUCUCUUGAUUUUGAGUUCAACACGUUUAUUGAGGAUAUCAGAGGAAGUAAAGAAAUGCCUUCUCUCGGUGGCUCCGAAUAUAAAUUCAAGCUGGAAUUUCAGAAAGAGUUACUGUCUCGGAUUUUCGACCAAAAGGAUAUUAAGGUUGAUCACUUGGAAGCGGUUAAACAAAGGCUUAGAGACAAAAGAGUGUUGAUUGUUCUUGAUGAAGUGGAUUGCUUGUUGAAACUAGAGGCAAUGGCAAACAAGCCUGAUUGGUUUGGUCCUGGAAGUAUGAUUGUCAUUACAACCGAAGAUAGAGACCUUCUCAAGUCACAAAACAUCAACUCUAUUUACGAUAUGAAACUUCCAGAUGAAGUUGAGGCAUUUGAGAUCUUCUGCCAAUAUGCUUUUCGUCAAAAAACUCCACUUGAUGAUUUUUAUGGGCUUGCUUGGGAAGUUACUAAACUUGUUGGUCGUCUUCCUCUAGGCCUGAAAGUCUUGGGAUCGUCUUUACGAGGAAAGUUCAGGGACGAGUGGGAAAAUGCACUACCAAGGCUCAAGUCUUGCCUUCACAAAGGAAUUGAAUCAAUUCUAAUGUUUGGCUACAACAGCUUAAAUGAUAAAGAUAAAACUCUUUUUCUGUACAUUGCAUGUUUCUUUGUUGGUUUUGAGGUUGAUCGAGUUAAACGCUGUCUUGAAGACUGUGAUAUACAAGUCGACUAUGGGCUUCAUAACUUAGAGCAGAAAAGUCUAAUAUACACAGAAUACGGAAAAGUAAGGAUGCACACAUUACUGCAACAAAUGGGGAGAGAUAUUGUCAAGAAAAAGACGAAGCAGAUUGGAAAGCGACAGUUCUUGAUGGAUACCAGGGAUAUUUCUGAUUUACUUGAAGAUGAAGAAGAUAGUGGUACUGCAAAAGUUCUAGGCAUACAGCUAGAAAAAUAUUGGAGAAAUGACGAUAUCAUCAAAAUAAGUAAAAGUGCCUUCCAAGGGAUGAAGAAUCUCCAGCUUCUAAGAGUCAACUCUCGUAACGUGCGCAUACCCGAAGGCCUCAGCUGUCUUCCCGACAAACUCAGACUUCUAGAGUGGCCCAAAUGUCCAUUGACAUUUUUGCCUUCCAAGUUCUCUGGCAAGUUUCUUGUCGAACUUAUCAUGAGAGAAAGCAAACUUGAGAAGCUUUGGGAUGGAAUCAAGCCUCUCCAGCGCCUCAAGCGAAUGGUUUUGAGUCGUUCUCGGUAUCUGAAAGAGAUUCCAGAUCUCACAAAUGCAACUAGUCUCGAGGAACUAGUUCUUCAUGGCUGCGAAGGUUUGUUAGAACUCCCAAUCACGAUUGGCAAUGCCACUAAGCUUAAAAGGUGCAUACUUCGCCGUUGCUUUCUUUUGAAGGAGCUCCCCUCUUCUAUGGGUAAGUUAAUCAAUCUCGAGGAACUGAACCUCGCUCAGAGCACGGGUCUGAAAGAACUCAGUGGAUGCUUGAGUCUGGAAAAACUCAGUGGUUGCUCGAGUUUGAAAACACUUGAUCUGAGCGAGACUCCGAUAUGGGAAGUGCCAUCAUCAAUCAGAUAUAAUUGGUCUUGUCUUAAUAGAAUGGAUAUGUCUGGGUGUAGAAACAUCAAGGAGUUUCCAAAUGUACCUGACAGCAUUGAAGAGUUGGUGUUGUGCAAGACAAGGAUAGUGGAAAUUCCUCCAUGGAUCGAGAAUCUGUCUCGUCUGCGUAAAAUAAUUAUGAAUGGAUGCGAGGAGCUGAAAAAGAUAUCUCGGAACGUUUCUAAGUUGGAGAAUCUUGAGUUUCUUGGUUUGCGUAAGAGUGGCAAAAGUGAGCAUGAUUAUGUGAGUGAAAAUGAAUAUGAAUAUAACCGUGACUUAUUUGAAGCAGUAAUCGAGUGGGAGGGCCCUGACUCGGAGUGCAGUUGGAGAUUAGUAUCAGACUUAGAUGUUCACUACAUUUUACUGCAAUGUCUACCCACGAAGAAGGCGCUAUCAUUAUGUUUAAGGGGUCUCAUGAACACUAUUCCAGAUUGCAUCAGACGUCUCUCGGGACUAACUAAGCUUGACGUCACAGGAUGCCCUUAUCUCAAAGCACUUCCACCGCUUCCAGACUCCCUUCUCUCUAUAGAUGCAGACUGCUGUGUAUGCUUAGAGAGAAUAGACUCUUCUUUUCAUAAUCCAAAUAUUUGCCUAAACUUUGCUGGCUGCCUCAGUCUGAAUCAAAACGCAAAAGAGCUCAUCUACACAUCAGACUACAAACAUGCACUCUUACCGGGUGAAGAAGUGCCUGCACACUUCCCUCACCAAGCUACUCCAGGUUCCCUGACGAUCAAUCUGAUGCCAAGACCUCUUCCUUCAUCCUUGAGAUUCAAAGCUUGCAUCUUGCUGUCAAAAGAAGAUAGUUUAGAGAAGGAAGAACUACUGAUGGGUGGUGUGUCUUGUCACGUCAUGGGUAAACAGAAUGGCCUCACUAUCCAAUAUGUAUCAAAACAGUAUCAUAUGCACUGUAGAUAUGGCGGAUAUAGAGACCUUUAUAAUUAUUCAAAAAAAAAAGAAGACCAUCUGUAUAUAUUUGAAGAUUAUUUCUGUCUAAACCAGGAUUACCCUAAAGCCGGAGAAGCCACUUUGAGCGAGCUUGUGUUUGAGUUCAUAGGCCAUGGUACAAACUGGAAGGUGAAAGGCUGCGGUGUACGACUUUUGGAGGACGAAGAAGAAUCUGGACGUGAUGAGGAUGAAGACGAUGAAGCUGGUGAUGGUGAUAGUAAUGAGGUUGAGGAGGAUAUAAAGGAUGAUGUAGAUAAAACUCUAGAAGGAGAAGAAUCUAGACGUGAUGAUGAUGCAGAGACAAGAAGCAAGAAACGAAUGAGGUUCAGCCUGUUUCGAUGGUUUACAUGAGAAUGGAAAGUCCAUAUACCAUCAUAUUGAGUGUUCAUUCAGUGGUGGUUCUGUAAAGCAGUUUCUUUCAAGCGCUGUCUGUCUUAGAUGUCAACUUUGGCUAGAAGUCCUAACUCUCUCCUACACAUAUUGGGGGUCAAGUACUGUCUAGCCUGAUACAUAUGAAGCUAACAUGCCUCCUAUUCUGUAUCAGUACCAGCGCAAGGGCCGAAAGUAGCGAGUUUGGAGAUGCAAUUUGGCCCACUGAUGAGUUGGUUCAUUGUGGAGCGUCUAUUCUAGAAGAAAGCAAGUGAGAAUACUACUUGGAGAGGAGGAGGAUCUAUCGCAUGUGUGGGCAACGGUUUCACUUGGUCUGUCGGUUUCACUUCAGAUUCCCUAACGAUUAAUCAGGCUCCACAACCUCUUCCUACAUCCCUUAGAUUCAAAUCUUGCAUCUUGCUCUCAAGAGGCAUUAUUAAUCUCGAGGAUGAUAAAUACGGUGUUUCUUGGCGCAUCAAUGAUCUCUAUGAUGGAGCGGAUGAGAAGUUAGUGAUGCGUGUGUCUUGUACAUUCAGGGGUAAACAGAAAGGCUUCACUUUCCGACAUGUAUCAUACAAGCGUGACGACAUGCCUUAUCUUUAUGGAUGUGACGACCGUCUGUAUACAUUUGAAGAUUGCCCUGGAGCCAAAGAAGCCACUUUCAGCGAGCUUGUGUUUGAGUUCAAAGUUUUUUAUAAAAAUUGGAAGGUGAAAGCUUGUGGUGUACAAAUUUUGGAAGACAAAGAAGAAUCUGGACGCGAUGAGGAGGAAAAUGAUGAAGCUGGUGAUGCUGAUAAUGAUGGGGUUGAGGAGGAAAUAAAGGACGGUGUAGAUAAAACUCAAGAAGGAGACGAAUCUAGAUGUGAUGAUGAUGCAGAGACAAGAAGCAAGAAUGAAUGAGGUUCAGCCUUCCGUAGAUAUAGGAAAUUGUCAUGUUGUUAUUUUUUUCUGUGAUUCUGUGCAAUUCAAUUUUCCAAGAAGAGAAGCUCAAUCUAAACACACCCAGGGACAAUCAAUUUGGGGUUUAUUAAGGUUCCAAGAAAAUAAUUGGACUUUAACAGUAAUAGCAAUGUUGCGUUUGUAAGAACAAUUUGUUUCAAGUUAUUCGUUCAUAAACA